AGAGACACAGAGAGAGGCAGAGACAUAGGCAGAGGGAGAAGCAGGCUCCCUGCAGGGAGCGGGAUGGGGGUGCUCUAUCCCAGGACCCUGGGAUCAGCACCUGAGCCAAAGGCAAGUGCUCAACCACUGGGCCACCCAGGCGUCCCCCAUUUAAUUCUUAAAGCAAAAUUCCUACUAGGCAAGCAUUUGCUACUCAUCAUUUUACAAAUAUGAACUAGAGGCUGGAGAAAAGCUAGGUAACAGGUCCCAGGUUUCGCACUGUGCCAGGGACCAGGUUAGGAUAAAUACCCAGUCCAAAUUCCAGUGCAUCUCCUCCCUAAACAUUAAAGUCUACUCUACCAGGUUGAAUAAGAGGUCCUGUUCCUAAACUUCACCUGUGACCAAGGAGUCAUCCUAAGGUCAUCCUGAGGUCUUCUUGAGUUUGGCCAAGCAGGCAGCCAUGCAAGGGCUCGGACUCCCAAUACCAGAAGCCAGAAGUGACGAGCUGUUCCAACAUGGCACAAUCCAUAGGGCUCAAAAGCAAGUGACUCCUCGAUGCGAAGAAAGGACGAUGCCCUGGUCGCCGAGGCCCGGGACGGGGCGCUCCGCGGGGAAUGCCACGCUCUGCUCCCGCGUGGACCACAGAGGCCGCGCCCUCGCUUCUGCGCACAACCUUUCUCCCCAGAGCCACGGGAGCUGGGCUAAGACGCAAACCCCGUUGGUUAGGUUUGACCCAGCGGUCAGCUCAGGUCGCUCAAACAGGGAUCAAAAAAGCCUAUACACGCCAGGCGGGACCCUGUAGAUGAUGGAAGUGGGCAAAUCGCCCAGCUUAAUGCACCUCAUCUUCCUUUGCGCCUUCACUCUCCCUUCUAAAAACAAAAAACAAAACAAAACAAAAAAAAACAACCUAUGCCCGUUCUAUUUUUCUUUAAAUACUCAGCUCUCGCUUCAGCCAGGACACAAACCUGGGAACCACCAAACAAAAAAAAAGUUUCACUUUCACCUCCACUCUCAAACAAGAAGCACCUGUGGCAGAAACCAACGCAAAACGAACCCACACCGGGCCUCGCCAAAAGGGGAUGCUGGGCGGCAGGUUCUCUUUCCGGGUCGGCGGCGACCAUUUCCGGGGCGGCCGCGAGCGAGGCGGAAGUGCGGUCUCCUCAGGGCGGCUGUCUCUGGGCGGGCCGAGGGAGGCUCCCGAGGCUGGGGGCCGGGCCGGGAUGGCGGCAGCGGCGGCCGGGGCCGGGGCCGGGACGGCCCAGGAGAAGCAGUUCCCGCCGGCGCUGCUGAGCUUCUUCAUCUACAACCCGCGCUUCGGACCGCGCGAGGGCGAGGAGGAAAAUAAAAUUUUAUUUUACCAUCCAAAUGAAGUUGAAAAGAAUGAGAAAAUUAGAAAUGUUGGAUUAUGUGAAGCUAUUGUACAGUUUACAAGGACCUUUAGUCCAUCAAAACCUGCAAAGUCUUUACAUACACAGAAGAAUAGACAGUUCUUCAAUGAACCAGAAGAGAAUUUCUGGAUGGUCAUGGUUGUUCGGAAUCCUAUAAUUGAAAAGCAAAGUAAAGAUGGAAAACCAAUUGUUGAAUACCAAGAGGAGGAGUUGUUGGACAAGGUUUAUAGUUCAGUGUUACAGCAGUGCUAUAGCAUGUACAAGCUUUUUAAUGGUACAUUUCUGAGAGCCAUGGAAGAUGGAGGUGUCAAGCUCCUAAAAGAAAGAUUAGAGAAAUUCUUCCAUCGGUACUUGCAAACGUUGCAUUUGCAGUCAUGUGAUCUCCUUGACAUUUUUGGUGGAAUCAGCUUCUUCCCAUUGGAUAAAAUGACUUAUUUGAAAAUCCAGUCCUUUAUUAAUAGAAUGGAGGAAAGCCUGAGUAUAGUCAAAUACACUGCCUUUCUCUAUAACGAUCAACUAAUCUGGAGUGGGUUAGAACAAGAUGACAUGAGAAUUUUAUACAAAUACCUCACCACAUCUCUGUUUCCAAGGCAUAUCGAACCUGAGCUGGCAGGAAGGGAUUCUCCAGUAAGGGCGGAGAUGCCAGGAAAUCUUCAACAUUAUGGAAGAUUUCUUACUGGACCCUUAAACCUCAAUGAUCCAGAAGCAAAAUGCAGAUUCCCCAAAAUUUUUGUAAAUACAGAUGACACUUAUGAAGCACUGCAUUUAAUUGUUUAUAAGGCCAUGAGUGCAGCUGUUUGCUUUAUGAUUGAUGCCUCUGUACAGCCCACAUUGGAUUUUUGCCGAAGACUGGACAGCAUUGUUGGGCCCCAGCUCACGGUGCUGGCGUCUGACAUCUGUGAGCAAUUUAACGUCAACAAAAGGAUGUCUGGGUCUGAAAAAGAACCCCAGUUUAAGUUUAUCUACUUCAACCAUAUGAAUUUAGCCGAGAAAAGUACAAUUCACAUGAGGAAAACACCUAGUGUGUCACUUACAUCUGUGCAUCCGGACUUAAUGAAGAUUCUGGGUGACAUCAACAGUGAUUUUACUAGAGUGGAUGAGGACGAAGAAGUCAUUGUGAAGGCAAUGAGUGAUUACUGGGUUGUUGGGAAGAAGUCUGACCAGCGGGAGCUGUAUGUUAUUCUGAAUCAAAAAAACGCAAACCUGAUUGAAGUAAAUGAAGAGGUAAAGAAACUUUGUGCAACACAGUUCAAUAACAUAUUCUUCUUGGAUUGACCGAUAGUGGCUCACCGAAACAUCUUUUGAAAAACAACUCAGCAGGCAUUUUGUUUACCACUGCAGGUUCUCGGUCAUAUUAUUGACUGAAUUAAUGACAAUAGUAAAGCAAUACUUGCUUUGAAGAAUCAAAUUUCUACUCAGUCUGAUGAUCCCCUGGGGUUUUUAGAUUUUAAAUAUUUAUGCGGAAAUAAUUAAAGGUAGUUGGCUACAUCUCUUUCAUUCCAUUCUUUUGACAUUAUGUGAAUAUUUUACUGGAAAAUAAGAUGAAUAAAUUGUUAAGGUUUUUAAA
Molecule: messenger RNA, 2934 nt
Organism: Nyctereutes procyonoides (raccoon dog)
Lineage: Eukaryota; Metazoa; Chordata; Mammalia; Carnivora; Canidae
Gene: CCZ1
Product: CCZ1 homolog, vacuolar protein trafficking and biogenesis associated
Exons: 15
Coding region: 1059-2642 (527 amino acids)
Biological process (GO): vesicle-mediated transport
Cellular component (GO): intracellular membrane-bounded organelle; Mon1-Ccz1 complex
Source: RefSeq, a predicted model, not a curated record